GCUGCUCUCAUCCUGCAGAGGAGUCGACACGAGAUUGCUCGGUUUUGCCCCACAAACCACGGAAGGUCGGCUUAGACUAGAGGAUAGUCCGGGUGCAGGAAGGCACCGAGUGGUGCCAACCCGUGUCGGAAACUUCCUCCGCUUCCUCGAUCGCUCAGUGGGAAUCACCUGCGCUAGAUGGGAAACGGCAGGUCCGGAGGGUGUAUGUGUGGGGGUGAGCAGAGGACUGCCUGCAGGGGGAGGAGUUUGCGGGCGUUGGGCGGGGCCAGCCCCAGCCCUCCUUUCCACCCACCUGUGUCUGCUGUAGUCCGGACCUCUCGACGGCGAAAACAGCGGCAGCGGCAGCCCAAGCGAGAGAAGAGGCGUCGUUGAGGGGCCCGUCCAGUUCAGCUGGCCUGCAGCCCACCUUCCUGGCGAUGGAGCCCCCUACUUUAGCCAGUGGGGACCCCUCCGAGACCGCCCGCCUGGUGGGCAGCCAAAGCGGCCGCAGCUCCAGUAGUCUUCGCCUGAAGAGUUUGUUUGCAGGUUCUCAAGAUGUCUUUCCCAACCUGCCCUCAGAAAAUGGCCAUGCAAAUAUAUCCAUGGUGGGACUCAAGAUGGAGCCAUGUGUGGUCCCCCACUGUCAUCUUAUGCCAUGCUCCACCACUCAAAGUCAACAGAAACGUCAGGCUCAGCGGAAACUCAGCAUUGCCUGUCUGGUCUGCUUUCUCUUCAUGGUUGGAGAAGUUAUAGGUGGAUACCUGGCACAUAGCCUGGCCAUCAUGACAGAUGCAGCCCACCUGUUGACAGAUAUGGGCAGCAUGGGUGUCAGCCUCUUUUCACUCUGGGUCUCUACUCGCCCAGCCACCAAAACCAUGAGCUUCGGCUGGCACCGCUCAGAAACCCUGGGUGCCUUGGCUUCUGUCUUCUCUAUCUGGAUCGUUACAGGAGUGCUGGUCUACUUAGCUUCAGCCCGCAUAAUUAGCAACGACUAUGAGAUUGAAGCUUCUGUGAUGCUGGGCACUUCAGCCUGUGCAGUGGGAGUGAACAUCAUCAUGGCCUACCUUCUGCAUCAGUCAGGCUCUGCACACAGUCAUGGAUUCAGCACAAGAGACUAUGAACAGAUUGAGGACAGCCCUCGUGGCCCCUCCAUUCCCACCCAUGACAACACCAGUGUCCGAGCAGCUUUUGUACAUGUGGUGGGGGACCUACUUCAAAGCAUUGGGGUCUUUGUUGCUGCCACUGUCAUCUAUUUCAAGCCCCAAUGUAAGAUUGCUGACCCAGUGAGUACUUUCCUCUUCUCAGUCUUUGUGCUGGGCUCCACUUUAACCAUCCUUCGUGAUGUCUUUCGAGUACUGAUGGAAGGGACACCACGAGGUGUGGAGUUCCAAGCAGUGAAGGAAACCCUGCUCUCUGUCAAAGGUGUGAAGCAGGUCCACAAUCUGCACCUUUGGGCUUUAACGCUCAGCCAUCAUGUUGUGGCUGUACACUUAGCUGUUGAAUCUGAUGCUGACAUGGAGGUUGUGCUACAAGAAGCCACAGCUCUGCUACAAAGCAAGUUUGGCUUCUUCUCAUGCACCAUUCAGGUGGAGCACUACCUGGAUGACAUGGUCACCUGCCACCAGUGCCAGGACCCACAGGACUAAGGGGAAAGUGCUACCCUGCCUACUUUUCUUCAACUGCCAGUCCCAGGUGGUGCCUGGAAAUCCAGGGCCAGAAGCAGGGACCAGCCUCUUUUGCCAUUCAUAGCAAAAGCCUCCUCCCAAUGCAUGUUUAACCAGCAUAUGCAGGAAAUGGCAGAGCACCAGGGAUAAUUGUCUGCCCAGCCAAGGAAGUCUCCAUGGAAGAGUUGCUGGUGGUUGAGCAUCGUUCCAAGCUCAGCCUUGCCUCUUCAUACUGCAUUCCAGUCAUGUGGGGCCCCAACGGUUUCCCAUGUUCAUUUGCUAAUUGUAUUGAUGUACAAAUCCAACAGAAAUGGGGAUCUGGUGCCAAGGCCUUUAAACAUCUUUGCUCUGAGAUGAAAAGCUGUCAUUUUUUUCAAUCUGGGUAGCUUGGUGCUUGUUCAGGGCUUUUAUUGUGACCAUCUCUGUGUUUGCAUGUGCUGCAGGAAUAACAAAACUUUUCAAAAUGAAUGUGAAUGAUGAAAGCAUGGGUGGAGCAACAUUAUUCCACUCCACCGCCUAUUGUGACUAAUACCGCAAAAGUAGAACAAGCCCAAUUUUGCCUGCAGAACAAAGGAGCAACAAAAUUAGUCACAAAAAUGUCUUCUGUCCCAAUGUUCUCACCAUCUCACCCCAGCUGAAGUUAUCUUUAUUCCUUUUCCUGGAGAAAAGUUGAUAUUUGCAUAGCUUUGCUGUAUAAACCAAGCUUUAAAAAGUCAGUUCUCAUGGAAGUCAAUCUCGACUCCUGGUGACUCCAUGGAUCCAUCUGUGUCAUUUUCUUAGCCACAGUAUAGAAAUGUCUGUUUUCUUUCAGGAUUUUUUUUUCAUGUUUUCUAUGGUAUUCACAGGAGGCUUCUCAUCUAAAUAACGAACAGAACUGACCUCAAAACCUAUGCACAUAUAGACACUACCAUGCUAUGACAGCCAGGAUGCUGUAUUCGCUUACAGAUUAUGGUGACCUAAGCCUCACUUGGAGGAGCAAAAGUGUAGAUUCUCAAAACUAUCCUAUUGGAUUUGUUGUUCUAUUGAUCUGAACAAGAAAAAUAGGAAUUAAGUGCAGACUGGUGAUAAUGUUGUUAAUAUAAUAUUAAUAUACCAAAUGAAAGGAUGCCUGAAGAACCAUUUGACUUGGAAGGCUACAGUUACUAUCCAUUUUUAAGAUUCAGGGAAGAUUGUGGGGGGAAUGGGAAAAAAAUAUUAAGGUCAUUGCAGCUGCUCUUUAACAGGCAGGCACAUCUCAGCAGCAAGUGAAAUCACCUACCUCCAGACUCCAUCUAGCAUGACAGAGUAAAAUAGCUGGUUAGUUGAGAAUGUUUACUUUAGUCCCCAUGGCAGUUUGUUUUUUCUGCAAAGUAGCUCAAGGUACCCAUGUGUUCUCCAGGCAGCUACCACUAGAGCUUCUCUUGAACCUCCAAAAACCUUGCUGAAGAGACCAACCCUCCCUCCCUCCCAUAGUCCAAAGUUAAAGCAAAUUGCAGGAUACAUUAUUGAAAAGAUGUCAAUGUUCUAUUCCCAACCUAAUAGUGGAGUCUAAAAGUAUCCUUUUGACUGUUCACUAGCAAUUGGUAUCAGAAACGUACUGUUUUCCGAUACCGGUGGUUAAAGAAGUUAAAGCUGCUCCUCACAGCUACUGUUCCAGAGGCCAAGUAAAGGGCCCCAAAAUCUUAGUGACCAAUAGAAAAAGCUUUCUGCUACUGCUAUCUGAACUUGUUGCCACACUACCACCAUAUGCUUAGCCCAAGUCAUUUUUGCAUUCACAAUUUGAGUCUAUUAUUUUGUUUUGUGUAUUUCUGUGUAGUGUAUGUAUAUUUUUUUACUGUAGUGUUUUUUACAGUGUGUCCAGAUGGUAUUUUAACUAUUUUAAUCCAAUGCUGAAAAUAUCUGCGAUUCCAAUAAAGUAACCUGCU
This is a messenger RNA of Pantherophis guttatus, 3547 nucleotides long. It is a transcript of the gene SLC30A3, whose product is annotated as solute carrier family 30 member 3. NCBI's taxonomy places the organism in Eukaryota, Metazoa, Chordata, Lepidosauria, Squamata, Colubridae. The record is from RefSeq and is a predicted model, not a curated record. Gene Ontology annotation, molecular function: zinc ion transmembrane transporter activity. Gene Ontology annotation, biological process: zinc ion transmembrane transport; response to zinc ion. Gene Ontology annotation, cellular component: plasma membrane.